AGUACAGUUUUCUGUAAAACGAGGAGACAACCGAAAUAAAUCAGCUUUGUGCGAAGAUGGCAAGAGGUAGCGGGAGCCUGAGGAGAGUGGUAGCAGAGUGUAUUAAACAGUUACCGUCCACGUCCAGCCGGAAGACACCAUCAAGGAAUGGCGUGAGGUACCUGUCUUCAUGUGGGAUCCUGAUGACACGGCUGCCCCCUCUCCUGGUGGCGAUGCCCAGCCGCUCCAUGCAGGUGCCUGCCCGUAGCUUCUUCAGCCUGGCAGGCACCUUCAACAAGAGGAAGGAGUACUCUGAGAGACGCAUCAUAGGGUUCUCAAUGCAAGAGAUGUAUGACGUGGUGGCCGGCGUAGAGAACUACCUCCACUUUGUCCCUUGGUGUAAGAAGUCUGAUGUGAUCUUCCGUCGCUCUGGCUUCUGCAAGGCCAAGCUGAGUGUAGGCUUUCCCCCGGUGGUAGAGAACUACACCUCCCUGGUCACCACCGUACGCCCUCAUCUGGUCAAGGCAGCCUGUUCAGACGGUAGCCUGUUUAACCAUCUAGAGACCGUCUGGCGCUUCAGCCCGGGCCUCCCCGGCUACCCUCGCACCUGCACCCUCGACUUUGCUAUCUCCUUUGAGUUCCGCUCCCUCCUCCACUCUCAGCUGGCCACCGUCUUCUUUGACGAGGUUGUGAAGCAGAUGGUGUCUGCGUUUGAGCGCGAGGCCUGCAAGCAGUACGGCGCUGAGACGAGGAUCCCCCGCGAGCUCAUGUUCCACGAAGUUCACCACACGUAGUGUGCCACCUCAACCCAGACACAAACACAUGGACUCAGCCAUGCUAGGGAGAGACAAAUAGAAGGGAAGGAGACUAAUUUAACACAUGGGAGCGGGGGAGGAAAGACUAUGCCCUGAACACCGCAGUGCCUGGUUAGAAAAGCACCAUUUCAUUCAGCUUGUCGCUGAACCUCGUUCUUGAUAAUCCCCUCUAUCCUGAUAAUCUAUGCACACACACCACACACACCCAGAUAGAUAUGCAGACACUCAGAGUGCAGUACAAUAGAGUGUUGGAUGCUUGCUAGGUACAGAAUAGGGCCUGGACACUGUGGUCUAGUCUAUAAAACAAUUCACCAGACAACCACCCUAGAACUAAUUCCAUUCCCUCCUCCCCCUAUGUGAGCAGAGUAAGGUUGAGGGUUCUAAUAGGCUCGUCAGACGAAGAGGGUGUGCUGGACUGAUCGAUGCCAUAUUAUUGUUCUCUACCACUUGACAUAAGAUAACUGUGAGGUAGGCAGAUAACAAACAGUACUGUACGAGGAUCAGUUCAUUUGGAUGAAAAAAUGGACGGACAGGCUUUUCAUUGAGCCAGAGAAACUGUGCUGGGGGGUAUCUAUUAUAAGAAUAGUGCACGUACGGCCAUGUCUUUCCAACAUAAACCAAAUAGUUCAAGAGGCACUGCUUUCUGCGUACAUAUUCUCUAGGGAAGUAUCUACUGUGUGCUUUGCUUCAAGGGCAAGACUUGGAACAUCAGUGUUGUGUUUCAGACUUCAGAUAUUACAGUGCAGUGGACUUGUUUUUUAUUAGUGUGCAAUAUCGGAAUGUGUUUUAAAUGCAGCUGAUUUUUGUUUGGCACGGACUUUCGAAAAGGGCCCAAACUGGCUUGGCAGAGGCUCAGUCAGAUUGCUGUCACACUGAAGUACCAUCCACCAUCCUGCACCCUGUGGUACCUCGUCCCAGCCCAGCCCCUAGGUCCAUCCCCCGGUGGUACCUAGUCCCAGACCAGCCCCUAGGUCCAUCCCCCGGUGGUACCUCGUCCCAGCCCAGCCCCUAGCUCCAUCCCCCUGUGGUACCUAGUCCCAGACCCCUAGCUCCAUCCCCCGGUGGUACCUAGUCCCAGACCAGCCCCCUGGUCCAACACCCUGUGCACUUAUUAGGUAAGAGUUGAGUUGAUUUCACACGGCUUAUACUUGUCAAAUCAUCUCAGGUCUACCUCUCCAUUAGAACAUAGGUUUCAGACUUAAGGGCCUAUGUUUAGAUGUUCUUUCAAUUCCAACUCUGUAACUACCGCUGUGCCUUUUAAAGAACAUGGCAGCAUAUUUAUCUUUAUUUUAAAAUAGUAUUCUCAUGUAUUAUAUUUAUUAAGCUGGAUAUUAAGGACAGAUGUAAAUAUGAAUGGGAGGGACACUGCUGACAAGCUAAACAAAAAUUAAAUUUCCUUGUUGUAGGGGUUAUGGUUUUAUAAUGUAAAUGGUGUUUAAGGGGUGAAAAUUAAUCAACUGCAUGGUUUAUAAACUAUUUUUAUAAAACAAGUGUUUGUAUUCUGUGUUGAGUGUAGGUUGUGUUUGUCAACAUCUGGUUUGGACUGAUUCCCAGUCUUGUGGUUGGCCAGAAAUAGAGGAAUCAUGUGGAGACCAGAAUAGAGCUGACACUGAGUUAUGCCAGUUAACCAUGACUCCUGCUGGACUAAUCCUCAUGUACACACACCAGCAGGACACCCACUGUGGCUGACAAUCUGGAGGAGUGAAUUGGCCCCUGGAUAACAGUAUAUUAAUAUGCAAUAAUGCAAGACGCAAAUGUAUUUUAGAACAUUGGAUUUUACUUAAAUAAAAAAAAUCACUAAUUAUCAAUAAACACAUCGUACAAUACAGAAGUUGAAUGAUCACUGUUGCAUGUCUGCAGGGUGUUUAUGUGCUGAGACCACAAUGACAUGUCCCAGAAACUGGUGAAGCUUCUUAAACACAAAAACAAAGCCGGCUCAAAGUUAACAGCGGGCACAAAUAAAGGCC
Messenger RNA from Osmerus eperlanus (European smelt), 2761 nucleotides. It is a transcript of the gene coq10b, whose product is annotated as coenzyme Q10B. Gene Ontology annotation, molecular function: ubiquinone binding. The transcript is spliced from 5 exons. Gene Ontology annotation, biological process: cellular respiration; ubiquinone biosynthetic process. Bases 57 to 773 code for a protein of 238 amino acids. NCBI's taxonomy places the organism in Eukaryota, Metazoa, Chordata, Actinopteri, Osmeriformes, Osmeridae. Gene Ontology annotation, cellular component: mitochondrion. The record is from RefSeq and is a predicted model, not a curated record.